UCCCGGAAGUGUUCGUGUUUACAGCACGGUAGCAUAGCAGUCUAUUUUGACAAGCCAUGCGAGGUAGUUUGUUUCUUGCUUUUAAUAAGCAUAAUAUUUGACAACUUUUGUUAUUCGCUUAAAAUGAAAUUAUAUUAAAGCGCUUUAUGGUUCUUUGGGAGCGGUUAGGCUGCGGUGAAACGUAGCAAUGGCAACGCAGCCAGGAAACUAAAACGCUGGCUAACCCCCAUUAGGCAGCCAACUGACAGGCGUGGGGUGAGAGGGAGCCAUGGGCGCCGAGAGCAGCACUGUGCGAAGCUGCACGCCGGAGGAGCCGCUCCUGAGUCUGCCCUUUGGACUCACCAUGUUCUCUGCGGUACUGCAGGACGGACGAGCCGCUUCCGUGUUUGUUCACGAGCGUGGCAAUGAAGAUAAGGUCAACAAAGCGGCUAAGCACCUGAAGACCCUACGGCACCCGUGCCUGCUGCGCUUCCUGUCCUGCUCAGUGCAGGACGGCAGCAUCCACCUGGUGACUGAGCGUGUAAAACCUCUGGAGCUACUGCUGGACAGCCUCUCCCCUGAAGAAAUCUGUGCUGGAAUCUACGACCUCUUGCAGGCGCUUGUCUUCCUGCACGAGAGGGGUAAAUCGAGCCACAACAAUGUGUGCAUCUCGUCCGUUUUUGUCAGUGAAGAUGGACAUUGGAAGCUAGGAGGGAUGGAGACGGUCUGCAAGUUCUCUGAAGCAACUCCAGAAUUUCUUGCAAGCAUUCAGAACGUGAGAGAGGCUGGCUUUGUUCCUCCAGAAGAGCAGGUGGACGGCUUUAAAAUGCUUCCAGACAAACAUGCUCACUCUCGAGACUGUUAUUCUUUCGGCUCAAUGCUGGAGGCCCUCCUUCCUCUUUUAAAUGGUUAUGUGUCACAGGAGCUGUCCGACAGUCUGAUAAAGACCCUGCAGGCGGGCCCGAAGAACUCUGACCCCGUAUGUCGGCCUCCCCUCAGAUCCCUGCUGACUCAUGAUUUUUUCAGGAACGACUUUCUGGAAGUGGUCAACUUUCUGACCAGCCUUACUCUGAAGACCGAGGAAGAAAAAAACGAGUUUUUCAAGUUUCUCCUCGACCGAGUCCAGAACCUCCCAGAGGAGCUAAUUGCUACACGUCUUGUCCCCAAUCUCCUCAACUCCCUGGUAUUUGCCGAGCCAAUGGCCGUCAAAAGCUUCUUGCCACAUCUCCUAAAGCCAAAGAAGGAUACUGGUAGCGAUGAAUGCCUGCUGUCUGUGGCUCUUUACCGCAAACACGUCAUCCCCCAGCUCCUCAAACUCUUCAAAGUCAACGAGGAGCACAUGAGGAUUGUGCUGUUAGCACACCUGCACAUCUACGCGCAGUUCUUCUCCUAUGAUGAGCUGAAGAUUCAGAUCCUACCUCAGAUUUUGCUCGGAAUGAGAGACACAAACGAUGCUCUGGUUGCCAUGACGCUGCAGAGUCUGGCUGUGCUUGUUCCUCUGCUCGGAGCUCACGUGGUGGUUGGAGGAGAGAGAACCAAGGUCUUUAAACGCACCACCCCCAAAUUUACCAGAUCUGCUGAGGCCACCCCGGAAACAUCACCCAUCCAUAUUGUUGGAGACUCACACCCUCAGAUGGCACAACCAUCAAAAGUUUUGAAUUUGUUCCCCAGACCACCAGGAACUGGAAACCCCAUCAAAGGCAACACAGGAAGCUUUUUGGGGAAAACAAAUUACCAGCUGGAACCAAAAUUAGGCAUCGGUAAAGAUAUGUCGCUGCCUUUAAAUGGCUUCCGUAAGGGCGGUGACAUGGAUUCUUACAGCACAGAGGAGCCAGCACACACCCUCAAAGGCCCUGCGGCGGACUGGCCCGACUGGAGUGACGCAGACGAGGGCGAGGACCGAAAAAGCGAGCCAGUCCAGAUCCUCAUCGAGGCCUCGGGGAGACCGGCACCAGUCACCAGAACACACCAAAGCGCGGAAGAAGACGAGCCUUGGGAUGACUUUGAGGACACUGAAGCAACCUCCGAGUCCUCUCCUGCUGCUGCUCCACCAUCAGACCCCGUCAUGUUCACAACUCCACCCGUGAAACACGCCACCGAACCUCUAAGACUGGGAUUGUCCAAACAUCUAAAACUGAGCUCAACGACGCGACCGUCCAAUCAAAGCAAGACUGCGUCAUCAUUGGACAGUGUUUGGACUCAAGAGGAGAGCACCGCUGACCUUCACCCAGCAGGGCCUCGGAAACACAGAAAUGUCGGAGGUCUUGGGGAGGAGUUCACCAUUAAAGUGAAGAAGAAGCCACAAGUUGACCCAGAGCUGGAUUUGUUUGCGGACAUGGUGCCGGACAUCAAGUUGUCGUCCCCGGCUCUGUUGACACCAGGAGACAGAGGUGACGCAGGACGGACAGCAGAAAACUCAGCCUUUGACACAACAACAACGCUCUCUGCCAAGUUUGCAGCUGCCAGUGUAACCGAGACUGAAGCAGACGGCUGGGACGAUGGCGAGGACCUCAACUGGGAGGAUGAGAACGGUUGGGGAUGACAAUCAGGAAGCAGCAGUGCUACACUCAAAGUACCUAACAGCUUCUCUCCCCUUGCCCACAUGACUCUGAAGGAGUGUAUAUGUGUGUUGGUUCUUAAGACAUUCUCACAAGUCCAAGUGAUUUCUAAGUGGAGGACAUUAGUGAAGCCAUUUUUAAUUGCUUGCCAAGUGAGUAGAAGCUGCUGACUUCUACAGCAAGUGGAGGUGAAAGGUGCCAUGGUUACCAAGGACAAAUGAGGCUCCAGAUCUUCAUUUUUAUGGCAAGAGGUUUGAUAGCCUGAAUGGUUGCACCUUGAAUGAAUGUGAAGUAUGAAAUAAUUUAUUUGUGGCUUUUUGGUUGUGGGGAGAAAAUAUGAUUUUGUAUCAUGGUUGUGGAGAAAAUGUAUGCUAGUGGCCAUCAAUGGAUUAAAGCACAAUUAAUGUGUAAUAGUGCCACCUAGUGGGGAAAUUGAUCAAUUCCAUCUCAUUUAGUUUGAAAUAGUGCUGAACAUUUUUCUAAUAAAAUAUGAAUACACAAUGA
Molecule: messenger RNA, 3041 nt
Organism: Nerophis lumbriciformis (worm pipefish)
Lineage: Eukaryota; Metazoa; Chordata; Actinopteri; Syngnathiformes; Syngnathidae
Gene: scyl3
Product: SCY1-like, kinase-like 3
Biological process (GO): protein phosphorylation
Molecular function (GO): protein kinase activity; ATP binding
Source: RefSeq, a predicted model, not a curated record